UGUUGCUAGCCACCUUAAAUAAAGUUUUGCUUUUUUAUAGUGGCAAGUGGAUGCUGCUUCUCAUUCACAAAACAUGGUGUGGCUCAUGCAAAGCCUUGAAGCCUAAACUUGCCGACUCCAAGGAGUUUGCAGAAAUGAGUAGACAUUUCGUGAUGGUUAACACGGAGGACGAGGAAGAACCAAAGGGAAGUCAGUUUGUAGUGGAUGGCGAGUACAUUCCCAGAGUCCUGUUCCUCAAUCCUGAAGGAAAAGUCAUCGAGGCAAUUUGGAACGAGGGAACAAAGCAUCCACAAGUCAAGUACUACUACAGCAGUGCUCAGGAAUUGAUAUCUGCCAUGAGGAGAGCUCUUAAAAUGAAGGAAACAGGAACACUAGAAAAACCAGAAGAGACGAAAGAAGAUCAGCAAAAGGAAGAGAAAGAGGAAAAGAAGGAAGAGAAAGAAAAAGAUCCCUGGUGGACUCCCAAAUUAUCAAGAGGUUUUGGUGAUCAUAUUAACUGGGUUUCGUACGAGAAAGGACUAAAGGAGGCAAAGGACAGUAACAAGAACAUGCUCUUGAUAAUACACAAAUCUUGGUGCAGCUCGUGUAAAGCCUUGAGACCUAAAUUGGCAAAGCACAAAGAAUUCGCUGAGCUCAGCAAGAAGUUCGUGAUGGUUAACACGGAGGACCAUGAUGAACCGAAAGGAGAACAGUUUGACGUGGAUGGCAAAUACGUGCCAAGGAUUUUCGUCUUAGAUUCUAACGGAAAGGUUCAGAAGGAUUUAUGGAACGAGGGAACUAAACAUACACAUGUAAAAUACUACUAUCAGGACGGAGAAGAAUUGGUGACAGUCAUGAAAAAGGCAUUGAAGAUCGAAGACAAACCCAAGGAAGUUUCUGAUAACGGAUGGGGUCAAGAUAUCAAAUGGACUUCAAUUGAGGAAGGUUUUGAAAAAGCGAAAGAAGGAAAGAAACCGGUAAUGCUUAUCAUCCACAAGUCAUGGUGUGGAGCUUGUAAAAAUUUGAAAAAGAAGUUUUCCAAGUCCAAUGAGAUUGCUGAAUUAAGUAAGCUGUUCGUCAUGGUCAACAUUGAGGAUGACGGUGGAAAAACAGCAGAGAAAUUUGACGUCGACGGCGCCUAUGCCCCGAGAAUCUACUUCUUAGAUCCUUUCACACGUGAGAUCAUGAAGGAAUUCUACAACACGGAUCCUUUGUUUAAAGAAUACAAGUAUGCUUAUGGAGAACCAAAAGAAAUUGUUGAAAUGAUGAAUAAAGUCCUCGGAAAAGAAAUGCACGAGGGGAUCGCUCCAGACAAAGGCUUUGGUGCUCAUAUCAAAUGGAUGAAACUCGACCACGCCCUCAAAGAAGCAAAGGCAAUUAACAAGCCUAUUAUGAUGGUGUUACAUAAAAGCUGGUGUCAAAUCAGUCAGGAUGUCAAACCCAAAAUUGCUGAGUCAAAAGAAAUUGCUGACCUCAGCAAACACUUUUUUAUGGUCAACCUUGAGGACGAUGAAAUACCAAAGGAUGGAAAAUACGACGUGGAUGGAUCAUAUGUUCCAAGAAUUGUUUUCCUCGAUUCCGAUGGCAAGUUAAAUAAAGAAAUCGACAACGAGGGAACUAGUCUUGACAAAACGAAGUUCUUCUACAAGACAGCUGAUGAAAUUGUCAAGUCUAUGAAGAAGCUUAUACCGGAACCAUCAACUUUAGACAGAGGGUUUGGUAAACACAUUAACUGGAUGACAAUGGAGAAAGGUCUUGAAGAGGCAAAGAAAAGUGAAACUCCUAUAAUGUUGAUUAUACACAAGUCUUGGUGUGGAGCAUGUAAAGCCUUGAAACCAGUCAUAGCAGAAUCAAAACAGAUUGCUGAGCUCAGCAAGAAAUUCGUAAUGAUAAAUGUGGAGGACGACGAGGAACCAAAAGAUGAUCAAUUUGUCGUCGAUGGAAAAUAUUUUCCUCGAGUCUUUUUCCUUAAUCACAAGGGAGAGGUCCAAAAAGAUAUUCACAAUAAUGACCUUGAAUUCAUCAAGUACAAGUACUUUUACAACGAUGACGAAGAGUUGAUACAUACAAUGAAAACAGCAGCGAGGAAACUCGUCAAGCCCCCACCGUCCAUAGAUAGAGGACUAGGCAAAGAAAUCAACUGGAUGAAGCUAGAAGAUGCUUAUGUUGAAGCAAAGAAGAGCUGGAGGCCAAUUUUUCUCUUUAUUCACAAAAGCUGGUGCAGUGCUUGUCAAGCUUUCAAGCCCAAAUUUGCUGCAUCCGAGAAGAUAAAGGAAGUCAGCAAAGAGUUAGUCAUGGUCAAUGUGGAGGAUGAAUUUGAUAACACCCAAAAGAAGUUUGACAUUGAUGGAGCAUAUUUCCCGAGAAUCUUAUUCAUGGAUCCUUUGGGUAACGUGAUAGAGAAAGUGACCAAUGCUGGAACAGUGUACAAAGAAAGUAAAUAUUACUACUGGGAACCACAAUCAGUUGUGAGGUCCAUGGACAAAGCAAUAGACAAGGUCAAAACUAUGACAAGACCAAAAGAGGAAUUAUAAUACUGAAGAAGAAUUCACGUUUUAAACAGUUUUAAUAAGGUUUCUUAGCUUUCCUAAACGUUCACAACUAUGCCUGAUUUUCGCGGAGAAUCUCAAUUUUCGUAAAUAAAUGACAGUUAAAACUUUUAAACCUC
Molecule: messenger RNA, 2647 nt
Organism: Orbicella faveolata
Lineage: Eukaryota; Metazoa; Cnidaria; Anthozoa; Scleractinia; Merulinidae
Cellular component (GO): endoplasmic reticulum
Source: RefSeq, a predicted model, not a curated record